Messenger RNA from Bufo bufo (common toad), 1143 nucleotides. RefSeq names its product methionyl aminopeptidase type 1D, mitochondrial (gene METAP1D). Bases 44 to 1066 code for a protein of 340 amino acids. Gene Ontology annotation, molecular function: metalloaminopeptidase activity. The record is from RefSeq and is a predicted model, not a curated record. The transcript has 10 exons. Gene Ontology annotation, biological process: proteolysis. Lineage: Eukaryota; Metazoa; Chordata; Amphibia; Anura; Bufonidae.
UGGCGGAUCACGUGACAACCUGUGAGCAGACGUGAGUCUCGGGAUGCCUGCGCUCGGAGCACUCCGCUCCGUGCAGCGUGGAGGUUAUGUGACUGGCUGUCAUAGAGUUUUCUCUCCAUCCAUCAAUCAUAUCUCCUUACACAGGCAGUUAAACCUUCAACAAAGGAGAUGUUUCUUUUUCCGGAGACAAAGAAGCUUCGCCUAUAAUAUAGUUUGGCCAGGUACAGUUUCCCCGACUCUUCCAGUUCCCGAGCAUAUAAUGAAGCCAGACUAUGUGACGACAGGCAUUGUGCCUGACUGGGGAGACUUCAUUGAAAUUAAGGACGAAGAUCAGAUUCAAGGGCUUCGUCAGGCUUGUCAACUAGCCCGUCAUAUUUUACUCAUGGCUGGAAGAGUUUUAAAGGUUGGCCUGACAACUGAAGAAAUAGAUGCAUUUGUUCAUCAUAACAUUAUCGGUCGGAAUGCGUACCCAUCCCCAUUAGGCUACGGAGGAUUUCCUAAAUCUGUGUGUACUUCUGUGAACAAUGUGGUCUGCCAUGGAAUUCCAGAUAGCCGACCUCUUGAGGAUGGAGACAUUAUCAACAUAGACGUCACUGUAUAUGCUGGGGGAUAUCACGGGGACACCUCUGAAACCUUUCUGGUUGGAAACGUGGAUGAAAAUGGGCAGAAGCUAGUGAGGACCGCCAGGAGAUGCCGAGAUGAAGCAAUAGCAGCCUGCAAGCCAGGAGCUCCCUUCUCUGUAAUCGGAAACACAAUCAGCCAGAUUGCCGAAGAGAACAAUUUCACAGUCUGUCCUCAGUUUAUUGGUCACGGAAUUGGUUCUUACUUUCAUGGGCAUCCUGAAAUUUGGCAUCAUGCAAAUGUUAAUGACAUGGAAAUGGAAGAAGGAAUGGCAUUUACUAUAGAACCUAUUAUUAUGGAAGGGGCUCCUGACUUUAAGAUCCUCAAGGACAAAUGGACGGCGGUGUCAGUGGAUAAGAAAAGAUCAGCCCAGUUUGAGCACACAAUUGUCAUCGCUUCCAAAGGGGCUGAAAUCUUGACGAAACUGGACGAAGAAUUGGACUGAGCUUGUCGCAGGAUGGAUGCAUAUGUCAUAUGUCAAAUAAAGAAAAAAAUGACUAACAUUGUGUCUGAUAGAAUUCA